UGAAACAACAAUGGACUACAGAGUGAACAUCUUCUUGCGGCAGCAGUGGAACGACCCCCGGCUGGCCUACAGCGAGUACCCCGACGACUCGCUGGACCUCGACCCCUCUAUGUUGGACUCCAUCUGGAAACCUGACUUGUUCUUCGCCAACGAGAAGGGGGCCAACUUCCACGAGGUCACCACCGACAACAAGCUGCUGCGCAUAUCGAAAAACGGCAACGUGCUCUACAGCAUACGAAUAACACUGAUCCUGGCCUGUCCCAUGGAUCUGAAGAACUUCCCGAUGGACGUCCAGACCUGCAUCAUGCAACUGGAGAGCUUCGGAUACACCAUGAAUGACCUCAUCUUCGAGUGGGAUGAGAAGGGAGCGGUGCAGGUGGCCGACGGCCUGACGCUACCUCAGUUCAUACUCAAAGAGGAGAAGGACCUGCGCUACUGCACCAAGCACUACAACACAGGUAAAUUCACCUGCAUCGAGGCUCGCUUCCACCUGGAGCGUCAGAUGGGCUACUACCUGAUCCAGAUGUACAUCCCGUCGCUGCUGAUCGUCAUCCUGUCCUGGGUCUCCUUCUGGAUCAACAUGGACGCCGCGCCCGCCCGGGUGGGUCUGGGCAUCACCACCGUGCUGACCAUGACCACGCAGAGCUCCGGAUCCAGAGCCUCGCUGCCCAAGGUGUCCUACGUCAAAGCCAUCGAUAUCUGGAUGGCGGUGUGUCUGCUGUUCGUGUUCUCGGCGCUGCUGGAGUACGCCGCCGUCAACUUCAUCGCCCGCCAACACAAGGAGCUGCUGCGCUUCAGACGGAGGCGACGACACAUGAAGGAGGAUGAGACAGGCGAGGGCCGCUUCAGCUUCCCGGGCUACGGCAUGGGCCCCGCCUGCCUGCAGGCCAAAGACGGCAUGGCCAUCAAGGGCAACAACAACAACGCCCCGGCCACCUCCACCAACCCGGCCGAGAAGAGCAUCGAGGAGAUGAAGAAGCUGUUCAUCGGCCGGGCCAAGCGCAUCGACACGGUGUCCCGCGUGGCCUUCCCGCUCGUCUUCCUCAUUUUUAACAUUUUCUACUGGAUCACUUACAAGAUCAUCCGCAGCGAGGACGUCCACAACAUGUAGUCGAGAGGCGGAGGAGGGGAACAGUGCGAAGAAACAAAAAAGGAAACGGAGAGAGAUGACUUCAGUGGGAGAGAUCAUUGCCCCCCUUUUUCGCGCCUCCUUUCCUUGUCCUCUUCCUGGAGGAUGAGCUGCUCCCUCGGCCCCUUCCUACUAGACAUUAUUUAUUGCUUUCUUAACCCCCUUUAUUCUCCCCCCAAAAUCCCAACUCAUUCCGGCUCUUUACACCUCCUGAAUAAUCCGGACCAGUGCAAUAGCAAUGCAGUAAAAUGCAUGAUAUAUGAAUGUGGCAAUAUAUUAAUGAAAAGAUGACAAAGCAAACAGACUGUUUUGCAGGCACGCCCAACGAACUGUGUGGGACAGACGGAGCGGGACGGAGACAGAUAUAUCACUCUACAUGAAGAAGAGACGUCGGGACGGGGUGGGGGAUGCAGUGUAAUAUACUCAUAUAUCUAUCAUAAAGUGGAGAAAAAAUAACUUUAUUUGCAAAGGUGGGCAUCUGGAAAAUGAGGGAUUUUUCACAACAAAAAAAAAAGGGUAGAAGGCAGAUUGGUGCUUCCAUUAAAUAAAGCGAUGCAAGGAUCACGCAUUCUAUAUAUCUAGAUUUGCUUCAAAAAUGUGUAUUGCAAGCACUCCUCGACGCUUUUUCCUCCCCGCCAACAAACCUCCAAAACUGCAGAGACACGAGAGGUCUCGCUGCCGCCGCGGUCCGACGCACGAGCGAGCGGACAGACGGAAAAAAUACAACACUGAAACGGGCAGUGCUGAUUUCGAGACAAAACAUGAAGUUUGUCUGUGGUGUU
Messenger RNA from Eleginops maclovinus (Patagonian blennie), 1911 nucleotides. RefSeq names its product glycine receptor, alpha 1 (gene glra1). Gene Ontology annotation, cellular component: neuron projection; plasma membrane; synapse. The transcript has 7 exons. The record is from RefSeq and is a predicted model, not a curated record. Gene Ontology annotation, molecular function: chloride channel activity; glycine binding; excitatory extracellular ligand-gated monoatomic ion channel activity. Lineage: Eukaryota; Metazoa; Chordata; Actinopteri; Perciformes; Eleginopidae. Gene Ontology annotation, biological process: chloride transmembrane transport; neuropeptide signaling pathway; response to amino acid. Bases 11 to 1111 code for a protein of 366 amino acids.